AUGGCACCGUUAUAUGAAGAAGCGGGUAUUAUUCUGGAUGAUGUGUCGGGAGUCAUUUUAUUUUAUGAAGAUGUAAUUAACGAAAUGAAAGGUUCUUAUAAUAGUCUAUAUGAUAAUAUGAUAUUAUUAAAAAAUAAAAUGGAAAAUAUAAAAGAACAAAAUAAAAUAAUUAUAAAAGAAAAUGAUUCUAAGGAAAAAUAUUUUAAUAGUAGUAAUAUGUUAAAUGAUAUAUUAUGUAACAAAUUGGGUUCAAUUAAUAUGACGACGGAGAAUAGGAAUAAUGAAGGUGUCAACGAUAGGAAAAAUAAUAAUAAUGACGAUGAUAAUAAUAAUGAUCAUAAUGAUGAUUAUAAUGAUGAUAAUAAUAAUGAUUAUAAUGAUGAUAUUAAUAAUGAUCAUCAUAAUAAUGAUUAUAAUGAUGAUAAUAAUAAUGAUUAUAAUGAUCAUCAUAAUAAUGAUUAUAAUAAUGAUUAUUAUUAUAAUAACAUUUUAUCUUUUCAAAAUAAGCCCCUUUGUUAUAAUAACCAAUUAAAGAAGGAUAAUAGUAAAAUUAUAAAAUUAGAUGAAAAUAUUUUUAAUAUUUUAAAAGAGGAAAAUGAAAUGGGUUCUAUUAAUGGUAAGGAUAUAAAUACGGAAACAUCAAAAGACGAAACAUCAAAAGACGAAACAUCCAAUAUAAAUAUGAAUGAUAUAUAUAGUGAUAACUUCUUAAAUGUCGACAGUUCUAUAAAUUCAAACAAAGUAAGUCCUAUAAUAUUAUCCGAUGAAAAUAAGAAACUGUCAAAUUUUUUAAAAGAAAAAAAAAGAGAAUACCAAAAAAUUAUAUCAAGUAAUAAAAAGGAGGAUGUGCUUAAUAUUCUGAGUGACAUAAAUAAUGAAGACAGCACACAAAAACAAAUGAAUAAUAAUAAUAAUAAUAAUAGUAAUAGUAAUAAUAAUAAUAAUAAUAAUAGUAAUAGUAAUAGUAAUAGUAAUAGUAAUAGUAAUAGUAAUAGUAAUAGUAAUUUAUAUGUUUAUGAUAAUAAUAAAUUUGUUCCUCCGUGUACAAAAGGACAAAAUAUAAAUGGAACACAUAUGUUUACACAAGAAGAUAAUAACAAAAAAGAUGAAAAGAAAUAUGGUAUUCAUUAUUCUAUAAAGAAGAAUACCAAAAUAUACAGAGAAGAUAUGAAGAAUUAUAAAAAGUCAACUAAUAGUAAGAAUAAUUCUUUCUUACAUGAUAAUAAAAUAAAGAAAAAGAAAAAGAAAAAAAUAAAUAAUAAUAAUAAUAAUAAUAAUAAUAAUAUGAAUAAAGAUAUUUAUAAUAAUAUGAAUAAAAAUAUUUAUAAUAAUAUGAAUAAAGAUAUUUAUAAUAAUAUGAAUAAAAAUAUUUAUAAUAAUAUGAAAAACCAAAUGAAGGAAAUUUUUAAUUUUAUUUAUAAGAUAGACCCAAAAAAAAACCAUUUUACAAAUUUUAUGAAUAACAUAUAUAACAAUAAACAAAUAAAUAAUUGUUGUGAAGAUCAUUUCCCUUUUUUUUUACUACCAAAAGAAGAUAGCAUGAUAUUAGAAAACAUGGAAUUAUAUUUAUCAUCAAAGUAUAAUAAAGAAAGUUCCCAUAAAAGCUGUAACCCUACUAAUAAUAUACAAGAAUACAAUAAUAAAUACAUAAAUGAUGAGAAUGAUAUAGAUAAUUUAACAAACAUACAAGAUAGUAUUUCAUCCUUUGGAAAAAAAUUAAAUAAUAUUAACGAGAGUAAUGAAACCAUAAGAAAUUAUAGUAUAAACAAUUUAUGUAAAAUUAUGAAUGAAGAUAACCAUAAAGGAUUUAAUAAAAAUUCGUUUACAUAUAAAAAUAAAAAUAUAAAUAAAAAUAUAAAUAAAAAUAUAAAUAAAAAUAUAAAUAAAAAUAUAAAUAAAAAUAUAAACGAUAUAGGGAAAAAUAAUAUGAAUAUACAUAAUUCCAAUGUAUAUGAAAAUAAAUAUGAAAUGCAUUUUGAUGAUAUAAAUGAAAAAUUACGUAUUCCAAAUAAAAGGUAUAUAUCUUUAAAUGAUGAUGAUUCUAGUUAUAAGAAAAAAAAACAGAGAACAAAAAACAAAAAAAAAAUACAGAAUAAUUCUAAUAUAUCUAAUAAUAUAUAUACCUCAUCAUCUGUAGGUUGUCCAUAUUGCACAUGUAUUACUCAUAAAAAUAUAUCUAUGACAAGAGGAAAAACCUAUUCUUAUUAUUCCGAUGAAGCAAAUCAACAUACAGAUAAUUUGAUUAAAAUUAUCAAUCCAAAAACUAUCAUGAGAAAUAAAUUGAUUUCUAAUUUUAUAGACAUUGAUAAGAACCCUAUUUUUGUGCCUGCAUAUAAUCAACGUUAUCGAGUUUUGUCAAGCGUUGAGGAAGUACAACUAAAAGAAAAAAAAAAAAAUAAUAAAAAAAGGAAAAAAACAAAAAAAAUAAAAAUAAAAAAAAAAACAAAAAAAAUAAAAAUAAAAAAAAAAAUAAAAAAAAUAAAAAAAAUAAAUAAUGGAACAGUCAAGUUAACCUUUGAUGAAAAUGUAAAUAAGACAUCAUUCGAGAAAGAUAAGGAAAACAUAUUAAAUGAUACAAUAAUAAAUAACAACAACAACAAUAAUAAUAAUAAUAAUAAUAAUAAUAAUAGUAAUAGUAAUAGUAAUAAUAAUUGUAAUUAUUUAUGUAUGGAUACUAUUAUGAGCACAAGUCAUAAUUCAUCUUCAUGUAAUGAUUCCGAUUUAAAAAGAUGCGAUAAAAAAAAUGAUCAUGUAACAGACACUAUUAAAAAUAAUAAGAACGAUAAAGAACUCUGUAAAAAUAAAAAUAAAAAUGUGCUAUGUAAUAAAAAAGAUAGAAAUGAAAAUAAAAUGACAACAGAAGGAAUAAAGGAUGAUAGUAAUAUAGAAAAAAAAAGGAAAAGAGGAAACCAUCAAAAAUAUGAUGAAGUUGGAAAUGAUAUAAAUCAAAAGAAAAGAAAAGAUAAGGAAAGUUUAUUAUAUGUUAAUAAUGAUAAUGAUCCAAUUAAUGAUAUAAUAUUGAAUGAUGUACAUCAUAUCAAGAAAUAUGAAUUAAGAAGACAAAAAAAAAUAACAUAUAUUUUACCAUCAUUAAAUAAAAAAUUAAGAAGAGAUAGCUGCCGAUUAAUAUUUGAUCCCUUUGGGUACAAUAAUACAUGGAAAAUUAAAACAACUUAA
This is a messenger RNA of Plasmodium reichenowi, 3177 nucleotides long. RefSeq lists its product as hypothetical. Bases 1 to 3177 code for a protein of 1058 amino acids. The record is from RefSeq and is a predicted model, not a curated record. NCBI's taxonomy places the organism in Eukaryota, Apicomplexa, Aconoidasida, Haemosporida, Plasmodiidae. The transcript has a single exon.